Molecule: messenger RNA, 591 nt
Organism: Zootermopsis nevadensis
Lineage: Eukaryota; Metazoa; Arthropoda; Insecta; Blattodea; Termopsidae
Product: protein Asterix
Biological process (GO): protein insertion into ER membrane
Cellular component (GO): endoplasmic reticulum membrane
Molecular function (GO): protein folding chaperone
Source: RefSeq, a predicted model, not a curated record
CUUUACGUCCGUAAUGUUGCCUACACGAGCUUGUUCCGUCAUACGAAACUUCCUUCGUGAUAUAGUCGGAGUGUAGAGUGAGUCGUUACAAGAACGAGGAAAAAUAUAAAAGCUGACAGCAAUACAACAAGUUUGUUUUUAUGUAACAGUCGUAUCGUUUGAAUACAUUUAUUACCGAUUAACUAAAACAAUGCAUGGGACUGGGACAGGCAGUUCAGAUCCGAGAAGACCUGAUAAAGAACAUCGGUAUAAAUCAUCACCAAAUACUCAGGGAGCUCCAGAUGACUUAAUACCAGAUUAUAUGAAUAUCUUAGGCAUGAUAUUCAGCAUGUGUGGUCUGAUGAUGAGACUUAAAUGGUGUGCUUGGGUAUCGUUGUAUUGUUCCUUCAUCAGCUUUGCCAACUCACGAGCAAAUGAUGACACAAAACAAAUUCUUAGUAGUUUUAUGUUGUCUAUUUCAGCAGUGGUAAUGUCCUAUUUACAAAACCCACAACCUAUGAGUCCACCAUGGUCACCAGUUUUUGUGUAAUAUAUUUAAAAUGUUCUGAAAAUUGUAAUAAAACAAUGUUUAAUAAAGUUUCCUUCAAAUUA